Messenger RNA from Aureobasidium pullulans EXF-150, 249 nucleotides. RefSeq names its product ribosomal protein L38e. Gene Ontology annotation, biological process: translation; protein-RNA complex assembly. The record is from RefSeq and is a predicted model, not a curated record. NCBI's taxonomy places the organism in Eukaryota, Fungi, Ascomycota, Dothideomycetes, Dothideales, Saccotheciaceae. The transcript is spliced from 3 exons. Gene Ontology annotation, cellular component: ribosome; cytosolic large ribosomal subunit. Gene Ontology annotation, molecular function: structural constituent of ribosome. The coding region runs from base 1 to 249 and encodes 82 amino acids.
AUGCCUUCCCAAGUUCUCGACAUCAAGCAGUUCAUUGAGAUCUGCCGCCGCAAGGACGCUUCCUCUGCCCGCAUCAAGAAGACCAGCCCCCAGCAGGUCAAGUUCAAGGUCCGCUGCAACCGCUACCUUUACACCCUCGUCCUCAAGGACCAGGACAAGGCCGAGAAGCUCAAGCAGUCUCUUCCCCCGGGUCUUACCAUCUCUGACGUUCCCAAGAAGAACCAGAAGGGCAAGCGUGUCGCCAAGUAA